Molecule: messenger RNA, 3910 nt
Organism: Tinamus guttatus (white-throated tinamou)
Lineage: Eukaryota; Metazoa; Chordata; Aves; Tinamiformes; Tinamidae
Source: RefSeq, a predicted model, not a curated record
AUUUUAAUAAGUGAAGAAGUGAAUAAGUGAAGAAGCCCCUUAAGUACUUGAGUAAAGACGAGGAUUUCUCCUCCUAUCCAGGAUCUGUCAUGGAUGAAGAGACUCAGCACAGCCUUGAAUGCAUCCAGGCUAAUCAGAUUUUUCCCAGGAAGCAGCUGAUCCGAGAGGAUGAAAACCUUCAGGUCCCGUUCAUUGAACUUCAUGGUGAGAGUACCGAGUAUGUAGGACGAGCAGAAGAUGCCAUCAUUGCACUUUCAAAUUACAGACUUCACAUCAAAUUCAAAGAGUCUGUUGUGAAUGUUCCAUUGCAGCUUAUAGAAAGUGUUGAGUGUCGUGAUAUAUUUCAACUCCAUUUGACUUGCAAAGACUGCAAAGUUAUAAGGUGUCAGUUCUCCACUUUUGAGCAGUGUCAAGAUUGGCUUAAGCGACUGAACAAUGUUAUCCGGCCCCCUUCCAAGAUAGAAGACCUGUUCUCCUUUGCCUACCACGCUUGGUGUAUGGAGGUAUAUGCCAGUGAAAAAGAACAGCAUGGGGAUUUGUGUCGGCCAGGAGAACAUGUAACUUCGAGGUUUAAAAAUGAAGUUGAACGGAUGGGUUUUGAUAUGAACAAUGCCUGGAGGAUUUCCAACAUCAAUGAGAAAUACAAGCUCUGUGGUAGCUACCCCCAAGAAAUCAUAGUUCCUGCCUGGAUCACGGAUAAAGAGCUAGAGAGCGUGGCCAGCUUUCGCUCCUGGAAACGUAUCCCUGCUGUUGUGUACAGGCACCAGAGUAACGGUGCGGUUAUUUCCCGCUGUGGCCAGCCGGAGGUCAGCUGGUGGGGCUGGAGGAAUGCGGACGAUGAACACCUUGUCCAGUCUGUGGCCAAAGCCUGUGCCUCGGAUUCAAGGUCCAACAGUAAUAAGAUAAUGAAUGGAAAUUGUUCCAGAGAUUUCUCCAAUGGAGGGGAUCUCUCUGAUGUGGAAUUUGAUUCCUCAAUCUCUAAUGCUUCAGGAGCAGAGAGUUUGGCAAUUCAGCCUCAGAAGCUUUUGAUCUUGGAUGCACGGUCCUAUGCAGCAGCUGUGGCUAACAGAGCCAAAGGUGGAGGCUGUGAGUGCCCAGAGUAUUAUCCAAACUGUGAAGUAGUGUUCAUGGGGAUGGCAAACAUUCACUCUAUCCGGAAGAGUUUUCAGUCCCUGCGUUUGCUCUGCACACAAAUGCCAGAUCCAGGAAAUUGGUUAUCAGCUCUGGAAAGUACCAAGUGGCUGCAGCACUUAUCCGUGCUGCUGAAAUCUGCGCUGCUUGUCGUUCACGCUGUGGACAGAGACCAGCGACCCGUCUUGGUGCACUGUUCAGACGGCUGGGACCGUACCCCGCAGAUAGUGGCACUGGCCAAAUUGCUGCUAGAUCCGUAUUACAGGACCACAGAGGGUUUCCAGGUGCUAGUGGAGACGGAGUGGCUGGAUUUUGGCCACAAGUUUGCAGAUCGCUGUGGCCAUGGUGAGAAUUCGGAUGACCUAAAUGAGCGCUGCCCGGUGUUUUUACAGUGGCUGGACUGCGUCCAUCAGCUCCAGAGGCAGUUUCCUUGCUCUUUCGAGUUUAACGAAGCAUUCCUUGUCAAAUUGGUGCAGCACACCUACUCCUGCCUCUUUGGUACAUUCCUGUGCAACAAUGCGAAAGAGAGAGGAGAGAAACACACGCAGGAACGGACCUGUUCUGUCUGGUCUUUGCUGCGGGCAGCAAAUAAAGCCUUCAAGAACCUGCUCUACUCCUCUCAAUCUGAAUCUGUGCUGUAUCCAGUGUGCCAUGUGCGAAACCUCAUGCUCUGGAGUGCCGUUUACCUGCCGUGCUCUUCCCCCUCCACACCUGCCGAUGACACCUGUGCCCCAUACCCUGUUCCAGGCUCCAGCCCUGAAGAUCAGCCUCUGGGCAGGUUACCAAAGACAAGAUCAUUUGACAAUCUGACAACAGCCUGUGAUAGCAGCAUGCCUACAACCAAUCGACGCAGUAGCGAUCCCAGCCUAAAUGAAAAGUGGCAAGAGCACCGGAGGUCUCUGGAGCUGAGCAGCCUUGGUAACCCAGGGGAUGAUCCGUUUGAUGGGGACAGCCUGAGCAAACAAGGCAGGGCUCCAGUUGGAGCAGAACUUUCUGUUGCAGCUGGCGUAGCAGAGGGACAGAUGGAGAACAUUUUGCAAGAGGCCACUAAGGAUGAUGUUGCUCUGGAGGAGCACGCAAGGGGUAGUCUAGAGACAGCAGGUAAAGAGGAUGAGAUUGCCCUGGGUAAGGAGAACAGAACUGAAAAUCUGCAGGGGUAUGUCAGUGACAUCUGUGAAAAGACUGAGGUGGAUAAAGGUAUUGUGAUGAACAAUCCAGUGGCAAAUCCACAUCCAGUUUCACAAGGUGCUUCUGAGCUGAAAGGACAACAGGAUGAGCAUACUGAUCUCAGUAGCAUUAUCCAGAAGUUACCUCAGGUGAGAGGACUUCCAACUGUUCCUUUGGAGAGUUUUGUAAAUAGAGAUGCUCAAAAGAACAUGGAGGAAGAUGUUAGCAAGCUUCAAGGAGAAUCAGAGGGUCUGUACAAUGCACCACAGGACAGCCUUCCAAUACCUCUCACAAUCCAACAUGAGGCAAUCACUUCCAACAUUGAAAGUUCGACCGAAACCUUAACAGAGAAUGAAACAAAGCAAGAGCUGAUUCCUAAAGGUCUUUGCCAUAGACCUCGUGUGAUGGACAACAGUGCUGAUGAACUUUCUCGAACUGUUGAAAAUAGGCUGGAGGGGGAAAGCAUGCUAGAACUUCAAAAACUGGGAACAAAAGUAAAUAGGACUUCUGGUAGCAGCAACACACACAUCCCGAUGCCUUCCCCUUGUGCCUUGCCUUUAGCUGAAUGUAAAGAGGAGAUUGUUUGUAAUGGAGAGCUGGAGCCUGAGAACAAGGUGGCAGAGAAGCCUGUGGGGUUUAGAGUUCCCCAGAAAUAUUCUGCGACAAACGGACAUUGUGUGAAUGGAGAGGACGGUAGGAUCAAAGCUUCUCUGAGUCGGCAGGUCUCUACAGCUAGCUGCAGUUCUGCUCAGUUUCACUUGAGGAACUUGCACCAAAAAUGGGUGUCUAGUCAUCUUGGGAAGCAGCAGACAGCCAGCAGCCCAGACCAACCGGCCAGAAGUCACCUGGAUGAUGAUGGGAUGCCUGUCUACAUCGAUGUAAUCCAGCAGCGCCUCGAAGUGGAGACCUUGAAGAAACAACUGCAAGAAUUGAAAAGUCGCCUGGAGAGCCAGUUCCUGAACAGCUCCUUGCGUCUCAAUGGUGAUUAUGGAGAUGAAGUGACUUCUAUACCCGACUCGGAAAGCAAUAUGGAUCAGAACUGCUUGUCUCGCUGCAGCACAGAGAUUUUCUCUGAAGCCAGCUGGGAGCAGGUGGAUAAACAGGACACAGAGGUGACACGAUGGCUUCCAGACCACCUCGCUGCACAUUGCUACGGCUGUGACAGCAUGUUCUGGCUUGCCAGCAGGAAGCACCACUGCAGGAAUUGUGGGAAUGUGUUUUGCUCCAGUUGCUGUAACCAGAAGGUGCCAGUUCCCAGUCAGCAGCUCUUCGAACCCAGCAGAGUCUGCAAAUCCUGCUACAGCAGCUUGCACCCGAGUAGCUCCAGCCUUGAUCUCGAACUGGAUAAACCCAUCACUGCCACGUCAAAUUAAAGCUCCAGCCUAGAAGGAACAGGGGAACGGCCCUGUUGACUCUUCCCCAAACAGACGUGCACAGUCGUGGCGGGAGGAGGCUGGGAGCACUGAGGAGCCAUGCACUUUGGAGUGUGGGGCAUGGAUCCGUGCUCGGCGGGACAGAAAUCUAGGACGAACCACUGGAUUGUGGAAUUCUCCUUUUCCAGUUAUUCCCCCCUUUCCUUUCUGUCCUAUUUGUGUGCGUGCGUGUAUGUAUG